This is a messenger RNA of Micropterus dolomieu (smallmouth bass), 4439 nucleotides long. RefSeq names its product peroxisome proliferator-activated receptor gamma, coactivator 1 alpha (gene ppargc1a). Gene Ontology annotation, molecular function: transcription factor binding; RNA binding. The coding region runs from base 147 to 2987 and encodes 946 amino acids. Gene Ontology annotation, biological process: positive regulation of transcription by RNA polymerase II. The transcript has 13 exons. The record is from RefSeq and is a predicted model, not a curated record. Gene Ontology annotation, cellular component: nucleus. NCBI's taxonomy places the organism in Eukaryota, Metazoa, Chordata, Actinopteri, Centrarchiformes, Centrarchidae.
CCCUCGGUUCAUUCUCGGCGAGGGGCAGCAGUUGCCUGUGUGAGAGCGAGUGUGAAGCGUGUGUGGAUUUCUUUUUUACUCGGUUUCUUUCUUUUUUCUUUUUUUUCUUUUUUUUGUAAUUUUUCGGACCGUCAUUCAGUGGCUGGAUGGCGUGGGACAGGUGUAACCAGGACUCGGUGUGGAGAGAAUUAGAGUGCGCUGCCUUGGUUGGUGAAGACCAGCCCCUCUGCCCAGACCUCCCUGAACUGGACCUCUCAGAGCUGGAUGUCAGUGACUUAGAUGCAGACAGCUUUCUGGGUGGCCUCAAAUGGUACAGCGACCAAUCAGAGAUCAUUUCCGCUCAGUAUGGCAACGAGGCGUCCAAUCUUUUUGAGAAGAUAGAUGAAGAAAAUGAGGCCAACUUGCUGGCAGUGCUUACAGAGACCCUGGACAGCAUCCCAGUGGAUGAGGACGGAUUGCCUUCGUUUGAGGCCCUGGCAGACGGGGACGUGACCAAUGCCAGUGACCGGAGCUGUCCCUCCUCCCCUGACGGCUCGCCACGCACCCCAGAGCCUGAGGAGCCUUCCCUGCUGAAGAAGCUCCUUCUGGCACCCGCAAACUCCCAGCUCAGCUAUAAUCAAUACACAGGUGGCAAGGCACAGAACCAUGCAGCCAGCAGCAACCACCGGAUCAGACCACCACCUGCCGUCGUCAAGACGGAGAGCCCCUGGAAUGGCAAAGCAAGAGGGGGCUCCAGCCAACAGAACCGCCCGGUGAGGCGGCCUUGCACUGAGCUGCUGAAAUACCUAACGGCCACAGAUGACAUUCUGCUUCACACCAAAGCCAGUGAAACCAAGAGCACCUGGGGGGGUGCCAGUAGCAGGGACAAGAGUGGCCUGGGUCUUGGCGCCUCUUCCUCCUCCUCUUCGCCAUCCUCGUCAUCCACGUCCUCGUUCUCCUCCCUCUCCUCCACCUCUUCGCCCUCUUCCACCACCUCCAAGAAGAAGUCAGCUGUACCAUCUCAACAGCAGCAGCAGCAGCCGCUGCAGCAUCACCAGCGAGCCAAACCAACCACCUUGCCACUUCCUUUGACCCCAGAGUCUCCAAAUGACCACAAGGGAUCACCGUUUGAGAACAAAACCAUUGAACGCACAUUAAGUGUGGAGAUUGCUGGAACCCCAGGUCUGACACCACCUACCACGCCCCCACACAAAGCCAGUCAAGAGAAUCCUUUCAAAGCAUCGCUCAAAACCAAGUUGUCUUCAUGUUCCUCCUCAGCCUUGGCAUGCAAAAGAGCCAGGUUGAGCGAGUUGGGCCCCGGCGCUCUGGCCCCGGCCCCAGGUGCCUCAGGCGGGGGCCCCACCAGGAAGGGUCCCGAACAGACUGAGCUUUAUGCCCAGCUGAGCAAAGCGUCCACCGCCCUCCCUUACUCCGUCACCCAACACACAGUGGGGGGUGGCUUUGAGGAGCAUCGCAGCACUUGCAACAAUAAGCGGGUGGUGCCCCGUGGCUACAGUGACCAUGACUAUUGCCAGGCGUCAGCUAGCACUAAGAAGGACGGCGGCACAGCCACUGUCACCAUGACUACAGCAGCAGAAGUGACGGUCACAUCAGGUGCCACUGCUGCUCACAUGCCUACUGCAGGCAAAGUGGAGGAUAGGCAUGUUGAAUGUAAGGACUCAGCCAUGCCAGCAUCCUCUUCAUCAUCUUCAUCUUCUUGUUCUCCAUCAUCAGCUUCAUCUGGUCCUCUGGCUAAGCAGCAGAUUUUUGCUUCUGUGGAUGGAGAAGCAGCCCGGGUCCAGGGGUUGGGGAAGCAGACCCUUACACAAACCACCCACAUCCCUUUACAAGAGGCCACUACUGACAGGGACAAGCACCCUUCUGCCACCAGCCGGAAGCUCCUGUGUGACCAGGAAAUCAGAGCAGAACUCAACAAGCAUUUUGGCCACCCCUUACAUGCCCUUUGUAGCCAGGGUGGCCAGGAGAAAGAUACAGGCAGCAAACCAAAUACAUCUGCAGCCCCACAGUCCCUUAAGAAGGGGGAGGAUGGCUACUACUCUCAGAAGCUACCUGGUUCCAGCUACCUGCACCCAGGGUUCCUGGCCUUCCACGAUGAGCUAGAGCUGGGUGAGGGCCGUGAGAAUCGUUUCCUCUAUCCAUGGGAGGGCACCCCUCUGGACCUACUCUUUGACUGUCCUCCCUGCUCUCCUUCCUGUUCCCCACCAUCCAGCUGCUCCCCUUCACGAGGCUCCGUCUCCCCACCUUCCUCCCUCCUCCUCUCGCCCAGCAGGCCUUUCUGCUGGACCAGCAGCGAAUCCCGCUCCCGUUCUCGUUCCCACUCUGGCUCCCGCAGCUCCUCCUCGCACUACCGGAGGCGCUCCCUUUCCAGCUCACCUGACAGACGCCCCUCCUCCUGGUCUUGUCACAACACAGAUUCAAGCACUUUUCGUUCCAGGACUCACAAGAGCCCUCACCCUCAGUCUCGUUAUCCUCUUAGCCGCAGGCCAAGGUAUGACAGCUACGAGGAGUACCAGCACGAGAGGCUGAGGAGGGAGGAGUAUCGCCGAGACUAUGAGAAGCGGGAGUUUGAAAGGGCUGAGCAGCGAGAGAGGCAAAGGCAAAAAGCAAUAGAGGAGAGACGGGUGGUUUACGUGGGGCGACUGAGGUCCGACUGCACCCGGACAGAGUUGAAGCGCCGCUUUGAAGUCUUUGGCGAAAUUGAAGAAUGUGCAGUGAACUUGAGGGACGAUGGGGACAAUUUUGGCUUCAUCACGUACCGCUACACUUGUGACGCCUUUGCCGCCCUUGAGAACGGACACACCUUACGCAGGUCAAACGAGCCUCAAUUCGAGCUGUGCUUUGGCGGGCAAGAGGAGUUCUGCAAAUCACAUUACACAGACUUGGACUCCCAUUCGGACGACUUUGAUCCAGCCUCCACAAAAAGCAAGUAUGACUCCAUGGAUUUUGACAGCUUGCUGAGGGAGGCGCAGCGCAGCCUGAGAAGGUAACCGGUUCAGCGGCACCUGCUGUCUGUCACAAAGAGGGACUUCUGAUACCUCACUGUUGUUUCUCGCUCCUUUGACGACGAGACUACCAGAAGUUUUACACUCUGUCCUAGAGUAUAUAAGAAUAAGUCUAUAGACAUAUAUAUCAAUUUAAAUUAAUAUAUCACAAAUGAAGUUUACAUGAACAUAGCUGCUGAAGAGCUGGAAAGAGACGUUUCAUUCUGAGAAAGCCGGUGAGCCCUCAGAACCCGGUGCACACGUUCGGUGCACUUUACUGCUGUACAACCAUCAGUGAAAGAAUAAGAAAACAAAAAACUUUAAUGAUUUUUUUUCCCUCCAAGCUCUACAAUACCCACAAUUCUUUGGGAGUGAAAACAUGGAGCUUGUUCAACCAGAUUUGUUUUCUUUUGCUGUUUUGAUUUUUCUUUCAUUUUCUUUUUCUUUGAAAUCUGGUGUUUGGAUCGAGUGUUACAUUACAAACAAGAGGAUAGGGAAUUGUAUCUUGGAGGUAAAAUUCUCAAGGUAACAUUGUUGUCUACAUUUUAAGGAGAAAUGUAGCCGUGUAUUUACAAAUACUAUAAAAAGGAAUAUUUUUAUUUUAUGUACAUAUAGGAUAAAGUUCUUUAUUUGUUACAGCUAUGCACUGUAAAAUGCAGCCUUUUUUAAAAAUGAGGAGAAAAUUUCUUAAUUCAGAAUGUUGAUCUGUAGUCAUUACAAUACUGUAAAACAUAUUGUACACCUACAUGAUGUUUAGCAGACAUGAUAUGAUUGUAAAAAAAGAAAAAAAGAUGUGUCCGACUGCUCAUUUUGAGGGAGCAUGUGAACAAACGUCCUUUUUUUAAGUUAUUUUGUUGGGGAAAAAAACAGUCAACCAUGUAUAGUUUUCUCUGUUUAUAAAGUUUCUCAAUCAGUGUUUUUGCUUAUACAACCAGUGUAAAAUGCAUUUUUAACGUGUUUUUCAUGAUUGUAAAAAAAAAAAAAAAGGUACCCCAUUUUUUAUUAAUUAUUCUGAAGCAACUCGGUUUGAUUUCAUUGCUUUGUAUUGUUCUCGUUUUGAUUACCUUAAGUGAGAGAGAAUACUGCAUUCAAAUCUUUUCAAUCAGUACAAACACAUAUUUAUCUAUUUAUUUUAAUAUUUGAAUCAAGAAUAUUUAUGGGCUCCAUUUUACAUGGCGUGCCUCAUGAAAUUUAUUUACUGUUUAUGUUGUCCUUCGAUCUGUGUUAUUUAACUUACAAUCACUAGACAGGGUGUACAAUACAUGGUUUGGUGGGGGAUAAUAUUACCUUCUAUGCCUUUCCAAAACAAUCAAAACAUUCAGCUAAUCACUCCAGCAGUCAGCCCCUCAUCAUUUUAGUGAUUUCUGUUUCCACUACUAAUACCGAUCUGCAUCACGUUGCUGGUUUUUCUUUUCACUCAGAAGCAGAACAUGAAGCAAUAAAAUGAUUUUGCAGGAA